GACAGACAAAUCUUCUCCAUAGAAUCUCUUCGAACAUCUUCUGUAAUAAAAUCCCUAUUGUUCUUUCCACAUUUUUCAUCCACAACCUUCUGCAAAUUUCCUUUCUUCAUUAUAUAUAAAUUAGGGUUUUGGUUUUUGGAGGAAUUUGUAAGGAACGAUCGAUGGGUACGGAUACAAGGGAGAGGAAAGUGACAAAGCCGAGCCGAGCCGCCGCGGCCGCCGCGCCGGAGACUGAGCAGCUGCCCUGCCCGCGAUGCGAUUCCACCAACACCAAAUUCUGCUACUACAACAACUACAACUUCUCCCAGCCGCGCCACUUCUGCAAGUCGUGCCGCCGGUACUGGACGCGCGGCGGCGCUCUCCGGGACAUCCCCGUCGGCGGCGGCAGCCGUAAGAACGCCAAGCGGUCUCGGACCAGUACUGUCGGGACGACGACGCCUGCAACCGUCGCCGGUGUGGCGCCUGUUUAUUCCUCCUCCUCUCGUCGCGAAUUUCUACAUCUUCCGGCCGGUGCUUCUCCGAUUAUGUUUCCGAUCGCCGCCGAUCACGGCGGCGCUCCGCCUUUCAUCGGCGAACCUAAGCCGAGCGGGAGCUUUACUUCGUUGUUGAAUGGUGGAUCCGGGUCGGGUUUACUCUCGCUGGGCGGGUUUGGGUUCGGGUUUGGGCUCGAGGAUGUGGGAUUUGGGCUGGGGAGGAGCUAUUGGCCCAUUAAUGGUGGUGUGGAAGGAGGACCGACGAGUGGAAAUAGCAGUUCUUCGAGCUUUGCUGGGGACACGUGGCAGAUGGAGAACGAAGAGAGCGUUGUUUAUGGCGGGAGUGGAGAUAUUAUAACCUUCCCUAAUCUUGCUAUUUCCACACCCGAUGAUGUUUUGAAGCGAUAAUUCUAAUCUAAUCUCGAAUUUUCCUUCCUGUUUUUGUCAGUUUGUCUGUUUGAACAGAGCUCUUAAUUCAUAUUUAGUUCUUUGUUGCUCUUACUGAGAUUUGUAAAUUGUAAUCACAAUCAAAGCUCGUAAUUUGCUUCGUGUUUGAGUGACUACUUGGGCAGAACUUGGUUAGGGUUUAUUUUGGAGGUAAAUCUUUGUUCUGUAACUUCUGUUCUGCGAAUUGAGUAUGGUUUGCACGUUGUGGU
Andrographis paniculata is the source of this 1129-nucleotide messenger RNA. Its product is annotated as dof zinc finger protein DOF3.4-like. Gene Ontology annotation, molecular function: DNA binding; DNA-binding transcription factor activity. The transcript has a single exon. NCBI's taxonomy places the organism in Eukaryota, Viridiplantae, Streptophyta, Magnoliopsida, Lamiales, Acanthaceae. Gene Ontology annotation, biological process: regulation of DNA-templated transcription. The record is from RefSeq and is a predicted model, not a curated record. The coding region runs from base 162 to 881 and encodes 239 amino acids.